UCAGUGAGGAAAGGGUUCUGAGAGCCUUGGAAGUGAUAUUCGUGAUCACCGCGAAAUUCUCUAUCGAAUGGUGUAUGAAGUGUCGAAAAAUAAAUUUCACUGCAAGGCUGCCCUGGGUGCAUCUUAAUACAAAUCGAGUGUCCCUAAAUCACUACCAAAUGACAUUCUAAAAGAGAUCUGAUGAAACAAAAUUAGUUUCUGGAUAAAACAUGAAGAAUGAGCUUCUUUUUGCCUCACUGAUCUUUCUUCUACUGUCGGCUGUUCUUUCUUUAUAAUUCUACGGGAACAGUUGGUCAUAUGUUUUAUUUUUAUUUCUGUUUUUUUUGUUUUUCCAGGAAGGACAAGUGGGCAAAGGUUAUGAAAAAAUUGGAUACUACGAUUUAGAUUUAGCAUCGUACGCUGGUUACGGCAAAGAACUGGAAGCGUGUUUAUUAUAUGCUUAUGAGUCACAAAAGAAUAAUUCGGCAAAUGCUUAUUUAGAAAUAAAGAUUAGUUGUACAAUGAAAGCAAAUGAAACAAUUACUGAUCCACUGUUUAAAAUAUCAACUGAAGUCGUGAUUUUGGUCUAA
Messenger RNA from Didymodactylos carnosus, 569 nucleotides. Lineage: Eukaryota; Metazoa; Rotifera; Eurotatoria; Philodinida; Philodinidae. The record is from the annotation of a GenBank genome assembly.